Molecule: messenger RNA, 1311 nt
Organism: Adineta steineri
Lineage: Eukaryota; Metazoa; Rotifera; Eurotatoria; Adinetida; Adinetidae
Source: the annotation of a GenBank genome assembly
AUGAAUAUGUUAUUUGGUAAAGAAUCUCAAUAUAAUGCACUUAUAACUCCUAUUGCAAAUACAAGUGAACCAUUAGAUAUUUAUUUUGGUUUAACAUUAGCACAAAUAAUAAAUGUUUAUGAAAAAGAACAAAUUGUUAAAGUUAAUGUUUGGUUACAACUUCGUUGGCAUGAUUAUCAAAUGAAAUGGAAUCCAGAUCGAUAUGGUCAUCUUGAAAGUAUUCGUGUACCACCGGAAAAAGUGUGGACACCAGAUUUAAUGCUUUUUAAUAAUGCCGAUGGUAAUUAUGAAGUAAGUUAUCGACCAAAUGUAGUUAUAUCAUCGGAAGGAAAAAUUCUAUGGAUUCCAAUUGCGAUUUUUAAAUUAACUUGUACAAUCAAUGUAGAAUAUUUUCCAUUUGAUGAACAAAAAUGCGAAUUAAGAUUUGGUUCAACUGGACUUAGUGCUUCUCAAGUUCGGUUUGGUUGGUAUGCAACUGCUAAUUCAAUGGAAUUAUCCGAUUAUGUAUCAUCUGGGACAUGGACAUUACUUGAUGCUCCAGCUAAGAUUCUUAUUAUUCAAUCAACUGAACCACCAUUUGAAUCUCGUACUGAAAUGGUGUUUUUUAUGAUUAUUCGACGUCGACCUUUAUUCUAUACAAUAAAUUUAAUUGUUCCAACAUUAAUGAUUUCUCUUUUAAGCAUCACAUUAUUUUGUUUACCAAAUGAUGCUGCAGAAAAAGUAACACUUUGUACAUCAAUACUCGUUGCUCUAGUCUUUUUUAUGUUACUUAUAUCACGAAUUCUUCCUUCAACAUCAUUAAGUGUUCCAUUAAUAUCGAAAUAUUUAAUGUUUACAUUUAUGAUGAAUCUCCUAACAGUUUGUUUAUCAGUUGCUUCAUUAUAUUUAAGUCAUCAUCGUAUAUUAAUAUUAACACCUGUACCAAAUUGGAUGAGAAUUGUUUUUUUAAAUACAUUACCAACCUAUUUAUUUCUACAUCGACCCUAUGAAUAUCCAGAAAUACGUCAACGACGAUCAACAACAAUAAAUUCACCCGUAUUUAUACGAAAAUUAAAAAUCAAUCAAAUGAAAUUACCUAUUGAAAUGCAUUAUUUAAUUGAACAAUUUUUAGCACGAUCAAAUGAUAUUAAAUAUUUAUCAAAAAAAAUUGAAAGUGAUACAGAAGAAAUGCAGAUUUAUAAUGAUUGGAAAUUUAUUUCAUUGGUAUUAGAUCGUAUACAAUUAUUUAUUUUUCUUAUUGUUACGUUUAUUGGUACAAUAGCUCUUUUACAAAUACCAAAAUUAUUUGAAUCACAUCGAGAUAUUAUUUAA